CUUCCUCCUGUGGUGACACUGUAAUCCAGUCCAAACCAGUUUAACGUGAAGGUGAAAUCUUUAGUGUUCUUUUACUGCAGAGAACAUAAACAGCAACAGGAGAGGAAAUACAGAGGAUUCAGUGUGAUCUGAAGGAGGAGAGAUGACCUCCAAAAUGAGUCUCUCUGAGGAACAGGACACACAGGAAGCUGAGAGACUGAAUCAGGGUGAGAGAUCUGACUCACCUGCACCCAGCUGUGUGUCCAUGAAGAGUGACCAGUCAGAGGACAGAUUAAUAGGGUUCAGAGAGGAUAAUAAAUCUACUGAUCUCAGCAGAGUCCAGGAGGAGAAACCAGACACUACCAGAAAGAUGGAGUCAGUGAUCAAGGAGCUGGAGCACAAAGUCAUCUCUCUGGUAAAGAAUCAGCUGAAGAGGUUUGUGAAGCUCCUGAAUCUGGAUUACCCAGAAUGCUCUGAGAGAGAGGUGGAGGAUGAGGAGGAUCAGAGUGUCAGAGAGGGGGCGCUGAAGAUCACACUGCAUGUCCUGAGGAACAUGAACCAGACAGACCUCGCUAACAAACUACAGACCAAACUUCCUUCUUCCUGUCAUAAAAAGCUCAAAUCCACACUGAGCGAAAAAUGUCAGAAAAUUAAUGAAGGAAUUUCGAAUCCUGGAACCUCAACACUUCUGAAUGAGAUCUGCACAGAGCUGUACAUCACAGAGGGCGGGAGUGGAGAGGUCAAUACAGAACAUGAGGUCAGACAGAUUGAAACAGCAUCCAGGAGACCAGCAACACAGGAGACGCCCAUCAAAUGCAACGACAUCUUUAAAGACAAACCCAUCAGAACUGUGCUGACUAAAGGAGUCGCUGGAAUUGGAAAAACAGUCUCUGUGCAGAAGUUCAUUCUGGACUGGGCUGAAGGAAAAGCCAAUCAGGAUGUUCUCUUCAUAUUUCCACUUCCUUUUAGGGAGCUCAAUUUGACGAAGAAAAAGCUCAGUCUUUUAGCUCUUCUUCAUCAUUUUUUUACAGACAUAAAAAAAUUAAAACACGGAGAUUAUUAUAACUAUAAAGUCAUGUUCAUCUUUGAUGGUCUGGAUGAAUGUCGGCUUCCUCUAGAUUUCCAGAACAAUGAGAGUGUAUUUGAUGUCAGACAGUCAGCUUCAGUGGAUGUGCUGCUGACUAACCUCAUCAAGGGGAAUCUGCUUCCCUCUGCUCUCCUAUGGAUAACUACUCGACCAGCAGCAGCCAGUCAGAUCCCUCCUGACUGUAUUAACGAGGUAACAGAGGUACGAGGGUUCAGUGACCCUCAGAAAGAGGAAUACUUCAGGAAAAGGAUCAGUGAUCAGAGCCUUGCUGAAAGAAUCAUUACACACACGAAGUCCUCAAGAAGCCUCUACAUCAUGUGCCACAUCCCAGUCUUCUGCUGGAUUGCAGCCACUGUUCUAGAGAGGAUGUUGGGUGAAGCAGAGAGUGGAGAGAUCCCCAAGACUCUGACUCAAAUGUUCACACACUUCCUGAUCUUUCAGAUCAAACACAGCAGCCAAAAGUACCAAAGAAAAAGUGACCUUGAUCAUAAACAGACUAGAAAGAUGAUUCUGGCACUGGGAAAACUGGCUUUCCAACAGCUGGAAAAAGGAAACCUGAUCUUCUAUGAGGAAGACCUGAGAGAGUGUGGCAUUGAUGUCAGAGAAGUGUCAGUGUACUCAGGAGUGUGUACUCAGAUCUUCAGAGAGGAGUUUGGGCUGCACCUGGGGAAGGUUUUCAGCUUUGUGCAUCUGAGUGUUCAGGAGUUUCUGGCUGCUUUAUAUGCAUUUCUUUACUUCAUCUCAAAGAAAGAAAAUGUAGUACCUGGAUUGGAAGAUUUGUUCAGAAAGUCAACCAUGUCUGAUUUCCUCAAGACUGCAGUGGACAAGGCCUUACAGAGUGAGAAUGGACACCUGGAUCUUUUCCUCCGCUUUCUUCUGGGUCUCUCACUGGAGUCCAGUCAGACUCUCUUACGAGGUCUACUGACACAGACAGAAUACAGCUCUCAGAGCACAAAAGAAAUAGUCCAGUACAUCAAGGAGAAGAUCAGAGAGAAUCCAUCGCCAGAGAAAACAAUCAGUCUGUUUCACUGUCUGAAUGAACUGAAUGAUCAUUCUCUACUGCAGGAAGUUCAAACAUACCUGAACAGAGGAGGUUCCAGUGGUCUCAGUGGAGCUAAGCUCUCUCCUGCUCAGUGGUCAGCUGUGGCGUUUGUGAUGCUGAAUUCAGAAGAGGAGCUGGAUGAGUUUGACCUGAGCAAAUUUGACAAAUCAGAGGAAUGUCUUCUGAGGCUGCUGCCAGUGGCCAAAGCAUCCAGAAAAGUUGUGCUGUGGAGGUGUGAUCUCACAGAGAAAAGCUGUGCAGUUCUGUCCUCAGCUCUCAGCUCAAAUUACUCAAGUCUGAGAGAACUGGACAUGAGUGGGAAUAAACUGCAGGAUUCAGGAGUGAAGCUGCUCUCUGCUGGACUGAAGAGUCCACACUGUAAACUGGAGAAACUGGAGCUGUAUAACUGUAAUCUCACAGAGAAAAGCUGUGCAGUUCUGUCCUCAGCUCUCAGUUCAAACUCUUCAACUCUGAGAGAACUGAACCUGAGUGGGAAUAAACUGCAGGAUUCAGGAGUGAAGCUGCUCUCUGCUGGACUGAAGAAUCCACACUGUAAACUGGAGAAACUGGGCCUGUAUAACUGCAGUAUUACAGAAGAAGGCUGUGCUGCUCUGUUUUCAGCUCUGAAAUCAAACCCCUCACACCUGAGAGAGCUCAAUCUACUCUCCAAUAAACCAGGAGAGUCAGGAGUGAAGCUGCUCUCUGAUCUACUGAAGGAUCCACACUGUAAACUGGAGAAACUAAAGAUCUGAACCAACAAACACCUGACCUGGUCUGAGUCUCACACACACUGGGGGUCAUGAGGAGAGGAUGAAGUCUUAUAGAACACACACACACACACACACACACAGUGUGUGAUUCUACAUGGUAAUGUGUGUGUUUUCGGUCUUUAUUGGUCAAAUCUGUGAACACGGCUGCGGCACAGAGCUGUGUGUUCAUCAGUUCCUUCUGUGGCUGUAUAGAAGCUUCUAAACACCUGCUUUAAAAAUGUACAUAAGAGUUUAAGACAGAUUGGGCUGUUAAGCAGCUUGAAUAGGUGAACUAAACAGUAACAGAUCAAUAUCAGAGAAAUGAAGAGCUUUUUAAAUAUAACAUCAUUGACGUACAUAGAAUGUAGUUUUUGUCUGUCAGAAACUGAAGACUUUCAGUCGUGAUGUUCAGUUUCAGAUGAUACUUCCUCACUACUGAAGGUCCCUGAAAUGUAGGGCCGCCCUUUUUGCCAUGUGGACGUCUUAGCUUUGACUAAGAGUCUGAAAAUGGUGCCUCUGGACGUAGAUUGGACUGGAUCAGGCAAAUAAACCAUAUUCUAUUUUUCCAUAAGAUGUUAUUUUAUUACAUAUUGCUUCUGUUAUGCCAGAUUCCUGUGAUUAUCUUGAUUAUGAAUAAUAGUCAUGUCAUGUAGAGUUUAAUUCCAGUGUCAUUUGUGUCAGUAGAAAUAUUUAAUUACAAUAAAAUACACAGACUGAUUCUUA
Molecule: messenger RNA, 3580 nt
Organism: Colossoma macropomum (tambaqui)
Lineage: Eukaryota; Metazoa; Chordata; Actinopteri; Characiformes; Serrasalmidae
Product: NLR family CARD domain-containing protein 3-like
Exons: 10
Coding region: 143-2860 (905 amino acids)
Molecular function (GO): protein binding
Source: RefSeq, a predicted model, not a curated record